This is a messenger RNA of Sabethes cyaneus, 1606 nucleotides long. RefSeq lists its product as uncharacterized. Lineage: Eukaryota; Metazoa; Arthropoda; Insecta; Diptera; Culicidae. The record is from RefSeq and is a predicted model, not a curated record. Gene Ontology annotation, cellular component: SCF ubiquitin ligase complex. The transcript is spliced from 4 exons. Gene Ontology annotation, molecular function: protein binding. The coding region runs from base 6 to 1583 and encodes 525 amino acids. Gene Ontology annotation, biological process: SCF-dependent proteasomal ubiquitin-dependent protein catabolic process.
AAAUAAUGGUGAUUUCAGAUGAACAUCAGUUUUUCUCAAUAAUCGAUCUUCCGAACGAGAUUCAGCUGCAAGUUUUCGAAUACUUGGACUUGAAAACUCGAUUGAUUGCGUCAAGGGUAUGUCGGCUUUGGAAUGCUUUGGCCUUUACUGGUCGGUUGAUGGGCGAGAUCUGCGUUCACUUGAAUUUAAAGGAACGGAAUCUGGCGCGGACUAUCGAUGUGCUGGGCAGUAGUGCUAGACGAUAUCGUCAUGUUGUGAUAAACUUCAGUAAUAGUAGUUUUUCUUCAGUGGACACGUUAGCGGAUAUCUUAAGUGUGAAUGAUGCUCUCGAAACCUUGGUACUGACCGGGAUAUCUAGGAUAGAAACCGAUCAAUUGUUUAAAUUGUUGGAGAAUGUACCAAACCUAGUCAGAAUGUUCCUGUUGGGAGACGCUGUGGACGAAUAUAGUAAAAUGAAUUUGCUGGAAUUACCAAAAUGCCACGUUACCGGAAUACCUGUCGGAGCACAUCCACGUUGGAUUGAAACAUUUCCCGUGGAUUCUUCCGUGGUUCUUCGUUCGCUUGAUAAUCUCUGUUUGUUGUCUCCGACACUCUCUAGCUCGGAUGGACUUCAAUGCAUCCCCUACAUUUGUCCUAACAUUAGGCGGUUGCAGAUUACUGGGACAGAUGCCUCCGUGGCGGCCAUGUUCGAACACUUUCACAAUAAGUUGGAAAAAAUAUCAAUAAUCUCUCCACAAAGAGAUUUCUUCCUACAAUUUUGCAACAUAAACUUCCCAAAGCUGUCCUCCCUGUACGUGGACCGAAUGGAAUUGCAUGACCAGGAAAGUGUAACCAGUGGCAUAGCGUUCUUUACCGAGCGCUGUACAAACUUGGAACGGUUAGUUCUUCAUCCAAAGUUUAUGAUACGGACACCGAUAUUUACAACAAUCUGCACCAAUUGCGUUGCUCUUCAGAAGCUGGAACUUAGCCUGGACUAUCUAGAUGGAGAUGCCCUGAAGAAUGUCACCAAUCUUCAGAACCUUAAAGCGCUCACAUUUCAGGGUACGGCUUAUUUUCGUGAAACCGCACGCUGGCCGUAUCAAAUAGGUUCCUUGGUGGCGGUGAAAAUAGCCGGCAGUCGGUUUCCACUGACGCUGCUGGAGUUUAUAGCCGACAUAGCUCCAAAUCUGAACGCGCUAGCGUUGGAGGAUGUCGAAAAUCCGGAGGAAAUGUUUCGAAUUUUGCCGUCGAUGGUUGGACACAUCCGUCACCUGGAGUUGGGUUAUUCUGCGCGGUUUGAAAGACCGCCGUCAUGUCAUCCGUCUGGACUGCUGCGCAGUCUAGACAAUCUGGAGACGUACAGUUUGAGGCGAGUUAUCAUCAAGCAUGGUAUACAGGGGUGGCUGCAAGAUGCUCCGCAUCUGAAGUGGGUUUUACUAGCGAGCUGUGCAACGUUAACCGAUACCCAUCUGGUGAUUCUGACUACCAAUUGUCCAAAGUUGAGGCAGCUGACGAUUCGGGAUUGCUGUUCGAUAACACAGAAAGGUAUUGAUGAAUUUAAAAUGAGGAUUCCGCUUUGCAGGAUAAGCGGUGAUUGGCAGUAAGAGAUUCAGUACGAGAUUGAUGG